UUAUGACAAAAAAAAAAAAAUACAACUUCAAAAAACUCACCAUGCCUCUUAUGAAGUACGUCGGACUGUCUACUCUGCAAAAAGGGGUCCGUCCUGACAUUUGGGGGAUAUCUGUACCGUCCUGACAUUUGGGGGAUAUCUGUACCGUCCUGACAUUUGGGGGGAUAUCUGUACCGUCCUGACAUUUGGGGGAUAUCUGUACUGUCCUGACAUUUGGGGGAUAUCUGUACUGUCCUGACAUUUGUGGGGAUAUCUGUACUGUCCUGACAUUUGUGGGGAUAUCUGUACUGUCCUGACAUUUGGGGGA
Molecule: messenger RNA, 307 nt
Organism: Staurois parvus
Lineage: Eukaryota; Metazoa; Chordata; Amphibia; Anura; Ranidae
Source: the annotation of a GenBank genome assembly